Molecule: messenger RNA, 1848 nt
Organism: Effrenium voratum
Lineage: Eukaryota; Dinophyceae; Suessiales; Symbiodiniaceae
Source: the annotation of a GenBank genome assembly
AUGGCGCGCACGAUCCGGCGGCCCGCCCUGCUCCCCACCGCCGUUGCGCUCUGCGCUUUGGCGGCAUGCGGGAGGCUGGCCCUGUCCUUCAUCCCGGCCUCGCCCAUGAGAUCCGCCCAGACCGUCCGCCGGUCCUCGGUGGCGCGGGCAGCAUCUAUGAGAGAUAGCGAGGGCAACAAGGUCCGGGAGCCCAAGACCUUCGAUGCCUCGGACGCCUCCAGCAUCUCCAACUCCCUCACCGUGGAGUACAAGAAGCGACCCUUCGGGGUCUUGUCCUAUGCGCCCAGCACCAGCGGCAAGGGCGCCAUGAUCUGGAAGAUGCUCGAGGAGUCCAGGUACCCCGGUGAUCCGCAGGGCCAGGCCUUCGUCGGGGGCGCCAAGCAGUUCAUGGCGAUUAAGAAGGUGGCCGGUGUUGAUGUCAGCGCCUGGGAUUUCUGGGACAUCAUGGACCUGCUUGAUGACAAGAUCCUGGACAACUCCGCUGGCAACUUCCAGUCGAGCGGCAGCGGAAGUAUGGGAAACAAGCCGACCGAGCUGCCGGUGAGCAUUGAGUACGCUGAGUUCACCCAAACCGCCGUUGAUGCCGCUGCGGGCGUCGGUGCGGGCAGCAUGGACGAGACAGUCGACCGGAGUGACAAGCGGUUCAAGGACUUGCCCCGCGACGCAACCGUCAAGGAGUACAAGAUCCCAGUGGCACCUCCGAGCUACACCAGCCAGGUGGUGGAGACCUUGCGCGGCACCGUGGCAUCCAUGCCAGAGCCGGCGGGCCACAACGGCCCCCGCUAUGCUGGCAAGGCGUCCCUGAACGAGGCUUCCAUCCGGGCCAUGCUGCAGAGCUUCAAGAACGGCCAACUGCUGCCCAUGAAAGAUGCUUACCAGCUGGCAAUCGAUGCUUAUGACAUCCUGGUCAAAGAGAAGACCUUGGGCCGGGUGAACGUGCCGGUGGGCAAGAAGGUGACAGUCGUGGGCGACAUUCACGGCCAGCUCUAUGACUUCGACCAUAUGCUGAGCCUGGCAGGCUUUCCCUCCCCAGACAACCAGUUCCUCUUCAACGGCGACUUCGUGGACCGUGGCCCCUGGAGUGCGGAGGUGAUCUUCACCAUCUUGGCCUUCAAGGUGUGGCAGCCAAACGGGGUCUACAUGAACCGCGGCAACCACGAGGCGGAGAUGGCCAACCACUUCUACGGCUUCUUCGGAGAGAUCGAGGCAAAGUACGAGAAGCGCAUGACGGAUCUCUUCGCAGAGAUCUUCCGGGCCACGCCUUUGUGCCACGUCAUCAACAACGAGGUCUUUGUGGUGCACGGCGGCAUUCCGGGCCCCGACCCCCGAGUGUGGUGGAAGGGCAUGGACAACCAGAUCAGCUUCGACGGGCGCCAGAUCCAGAUCAGCCUGGCGGAGAUCGAGAACUCCAAUCGCUUUAUGGAGCCCAACCCGGAUGAGAACCCCUUGAUGGUUGAUCUUCUGUGGUCUGACCCCAAGGGCAAGGACGGCUAUGGUCCUUCCGGCCGCAUGUCUUCCGGCAUCUAUUUGUUUGGCCCCGACGUCUCCCGGAACUUCAUGCAGUUCAACGGCCUGCGGAUGACUCUGAGGUCCCACGAAGUGAAGGCUCAGGGCUACCGCUACGACCACGACGGCGAGUUCCCCUUGAUCACAGUCUUCUCCGCGCCCAAUUAUGUGGACAAGGCCGGCAACAUGGCCUCGGUGGCUGUGCUCACCAACGAUGGCUCCAAGAUGACCGGCCCGGAGUUCGUGCAGUACUCGGCCCAGCCGCACCCGGACGUCCCCUCUGGAGCCUAUGCAGUGGGUGGCCCCCUCCACCCGGAGGGCAGCGGAGUGCCGGCCCGGUAA